AUGAGCUAUUGGGCCCAGUUAUACAUCUAUCAUGACUCUCGUCAACAUCCUUGUCACUGUCAGUAUUCCUUUCUAACCGCUCUCGGGUACUGCUUCUAUGUCGGCUACCAACAUCGCUCCAAGAUCAAUCAGGUCCGGAAGCAGGGCUUUCUCAUGCCAAAGGAAUGGAACUGGCUUACUGGUCACCUCCUGGUGCUCCUGAAAUAUGUUGAUCCUCUGCCUCCGGAUGCCAAUGUCAAUAUUGCGAUGCGGGAGCUGGCCAUGGAAUUCGCUCACACAGAGAUAUUCUUCAUGGACUUCUGGCUAAUCUCUACCAAGUAUAAUCUCCCCAGAAUUGAUAUGUAUUCUAAGUUCAUGUAUCCGAUUGCUGGUGGAUCAAACCUGGUAUCUAAGAACGAUAGCUAUAUGAUGGAUCUGGUACGGGCAGUCGUUGAUUCAGCCCAAGUCUUCUGUGAUAUACUGCGCGAGAAAGUGGGAUCGGGGCUGUCCUAUCUAGACGACCUGACUACUCGAUUGACGAUGGAUAUAAUUCUGAGAGUAACACUCGACAUGGACCUCGACUAUCAGCGCUCAGACAAUGAGAUUGAUCCGCGCAUUCUGGCACACCCUCUCCGGCCUUUUCUUCAGGAAUAUUACGGCAAUGUCAUGAAUAGGUGUGUCCGGGAUGAGCUAGAUCGGAGAUUCUCCGAACUGAAACAAGAUCAAAGCUCUCCACGCUCAACCUCGAAACGAGCAAAAUCUGUUAUUGCACUAGCCCUUGAGGCAUACCUGGCAGAUCGCCAGAUCCAACACGCUGCUUAUCAGAUUAGCCUAUUUAUCUCCGCCGGGUAUGAUACAACCUCCAACAUCAACAUGCAAGAAGAGCAUAAUCGUCUCUUCGGAGCAGAUCCUUCGGCAGCCGUGCUCCGCCUCAAGAAACAGCCUUCUCGUUCGGAUCAAUGUUCAUAUACGCUCGCCGUAAUCAAAGAGACCUUGCGACUGUUCCUUCCCGCAGCUACAAUGCGUCAAGGGCGUAGCGGGGUGUCACUGACGGAUAGACAUGGUAACGUUUACCCGACGGAGAAUGUGGGCACAACGAUCUUGCAUCCUGCCGUCCACUUGAAUUCAAGGGUCUGGCCUCGCGUGAACGAACUCCUCCCUGAGCGCUUCCUGGUUGACGCAGAACACGACCUGUAUCCUGAUCCUGCCGCCUAUCUCUAUAAUGAGAAUCGGAUUGUGUUGAUAUUGAACCUGCUUACGAUGUGGGAUGCGAUGCAAUUGCGGAACGAAAGGGUCUCGACAAAAUGCAUCAAAUGGGCAGGCUUUGGCGGAGAAGGUGUCAAGUCAGUAAAUGGGGAGAGGGCAUAUCAGACCGAGAAUGCACCCGACUAA
Aspergillus alliaceus is the source of this 1371-nucleotide messenger RNA. RefSeq names its product cytochrome P450. The transcript has 9 exons. Gene Ontology annotation, molecular function: heme binding; oxidoreductase activity, acting on paired donors, with incorporation or reduction of molecular oxygen; iron ion binding. The record is from RefSeq and is a predicted model, not a curated record. Bases 1 to 1371 code for a protein of 456 amino acids. Lineage: Eukaryota; Fungi; Ascomycota; Eurotiomycetes; Eurotiales; Aspergillaceae.